UUAGGGUUCCGCCCACCGAGGUAUCUCUGAUCGCAGGGCAGACAGGCAGAGUGUAAAAUGGCGCACAGCUGUCGGUGGCGGUUCCCCGCUCGGCCCGGAGGGAGCAGCAACUCCGGUACCGGGAGGAGAGCGGGCCGAAUCAGGAUAACCGCCUCUCUGCGGAGUGUAUCGGGAGCCCACCCCAACGCAGCUGGGCUCGGACCCGGGUUUGACGCUGCACUACAGGUCUCUUCGGUGAUCGGGAGCAACCUGCAGAAAUUUCGGGAUGUUUUAGGGGAAUCGAGCGACUCGAGCAGCGGGGAGGAAGAACCAUUUAGGGGUUUUGGAACAGAUGCUGAGCAGAAAAGAAUACAGACACAUUCAACCGCCUCUUCAGUGAGCCCACCCAUACAGGAAAAGAAACCCAGAGGCCGACCCCCACGUGUACUGACUUCCCAGAAGGCUUCUGCAGGUCUACCUUCAUCCCCAUCCAUUCCCUCCCCCCCACAGUCACAACUUGAGGGCAUUGAAAGGCCAGCAGAAAAGGUGAAAAGGCUGCCUGGGAGGCCACCUGGAAGUGGUGAGAAAAGAAGAGGUCGACCUCCAUCUACUGGCAGCAGGAAGCUUUGGACUACAGGCAGUCAUGCAGCAGGGGAAGAUAGUAGGCAACCUGGAACUGAGUUGGGAAGGGUCACAGAAGAGGACGAAGACAGAAAGUGCAUCAAAAGGAUGCCACUGGCUCAGCCACAUGACUGUGAGGCAAAUCUUUCCAAAGGUGGACGGGGUGAAUCCAAAGCUACCAACCUGAAGAGGCUGAAGGUGACUAAACUAAGUCCUCUAAAGUCCCGGCUCAAAACUUUGCCCGGUGUACCUCGCCGCAGACGUGGGCGACCACCCUCGGCCGAGCGGCUCAAAGCUGAGGCAGCAGCUGCUGCGGCUGCUGCUGCUGCACAGCUGUCUACCUCUGUUGAAUGUGGGGACGGGAAACACAAGGCUUUUAGGGUCAAAGGAGGUGAGAGGGGCACAGUACCACACAGUCCCCAGCAGUCAGUGGUGGGGAUUGUGGAUGGAGAUGAGAACCCGGAUGCUGCCAGUCCACCUGCCUCUCCAUCUCCCUCCAAGCUAGGUCGGACUAUUGGCCUCAGAAAAAGCCCUCGCCAUCGAAAGCCUGUGAGAAUCGUCCCCUCCUCUAAACGCACUGAUGCAACCAUUGCUAAACAGCUUCUGCAGCGCGCUAAAAAAGGAGCACAGAAGCGACUAGAGAAAGAAGCCAGCGGGGGUAGUGGGACAGGAGCCAUUGAAGCUGGCAUUAGGAAGACCCAGCUAAAGAAUAUCAGGCAGUUCAUAAUGCCUGUGGUCAGCACAGUCUCCCUUCGCAUCAUAAAAACCCCCAAGCGUUUUAUUGAUGAUGAGGGCAGCUUUGGAACUCCGCAGCCACAUUUGAAAAUGCCACGAUUGGAAACCCCCUCAUCUGUUUCCACAUCUGCCCAACCCACCUCCACCACUUCAUCUUCACCCUCACCUGUGCUGGCAUCCUCUACACCUGCUGUUACUAACACUGGUACUAUUGCUCCCAUGGAUUCCCUCCCCCCUCCUCUACCUCCUGCCCCUGUUCCCACUGCUUCAUCAACAGCUGCCAGUCUGCUCAACAGCAACACAACCAAUGCAGCCAAUGGGCGGUUUAGCAGUAGCGCUGCAUCCUGUGGGUCAAGUGCUGUGUCGCAGCAUUCCUCCCAACUCUCCUCUGCAGAGUCUUCCAGGUCCAGCAGCCCAAGCUUGGAUGACUCGUCAUGUGACUCCCAGGUGUCUGAAGCCACACAGGCUUUGUCAGAGGCAGAGGAUCACUCUCCGUCCUCGCAGGGAGAGAGGGAUGGCAACCUGUUGCACAGCUCACGACCCCCCUCCCCUCCCUCUGAACCGGAGCCAGAGCAUGUGCCAGAGAGGAGUCGACGAGGCCGGAGAGGUCAGGGAGUCAGCCGGGGCACUCAGAGGGUGAGAGAGAGGCUCCCCACUGGGGGUAAAAAGCCCAUUAUCAGUCCAGCAACAGGUGUUCUGAUGCCCUCUACACUUGUAAAUUCACAGCAGGCUUCGUCCACAGCCUCUUCCCCCUCCUCACCUCCACCUCCCCCUCUCCUCGCCCCUCCACAGGCUCCCCCGUCAGUUUCCUCCAAUACAGCUGCUGUCAGUGAACACCACCCACAGUCAUCCUGGAUGCCUCAUCCCAUUCCGCCAUUUUUGCCUGGACCAUCAGUGCUGUCCAGCUUGCAAGACAAACGAAGCCGUUCAAUUCUGAGAGAACCCACCUUCCGUUGGACUUCAACAUCCCACCCUGAAAGGCAGUACUUUUCCUCUGCUAAAUAUGCCAAGGAGGGCCUAAUACGUAAACCCAUCUUUGACAACUUUCGUCCUCCUCCUCUCACUGCAGAAGAUGUUGGGCUAUUGCCCCAAAGUGGAGGUGGGGGAGCUGCUCCAGUUCCGUUUCCUUCACCGGGCAGUGGAGCGGGUACAGGGACUCGUUUAUUUGCCCCUCUACAUUCCCAUACUCACCACCAGCAUCCCUCCUCUUCUCGCUUUGAUGCACCACUCCAGAAGCGCAGCCCGUUGCUUCGCGCUCCACGUUUUACACCCAGUGAGGCCCACUCUCGGAUAUUUGAGUCUGUCACCCUGCAUUCAUCCUCUGGAAGCAGCCCUGGCUCUCUCUCACCACACCAGACAUCCUCCAGCUCUAGCAAAACCUCGAGACGCAGGAGACGAUUGGACUCAGGAGCAGUGCGUGGCCACCCACGUUCUCCUUCCCACUCAAUGACCACACGCAGCAGCCAGUUUGGAGGCCAGGUCUCUGGAGGAAAAGGAUCCUCUGAGAUGUCAGGGCUUAUGGGCUCAGUCUCCAGUAGUAACCCCAGUUCUUUGCCAGGGGGCUCUGCAAGUCCACUAGCCACUAGUGCCUUAACAGCACCUUUCAGCACCUUCCCCAGUGUAUCUCUUGGUCUGUCCUCACAAGGGACAACUGAUAGCAGGAGGGGUUCUGCUGGAAACACACCUUCUCUGUCGACUACAUCAUCCGCUUCUUCCCCACUUUUCCCUCUCUUUCCCACCAGUGCCCAUGACUCGGGGCGAGGAGGUGGGAAAGGAGGUAAAGACAAAUGCCUGGCAGCUUCUCAGGAACCUGCUCCAAAGGAAAAAGAAAGGGGCUCUGAGAAAAACCGCGAGAAAGAAAAAGAAAAUAAGAAAGAAGUGAGGAAGGAGGAGAAAAGAACUAAGGUUUCUUCACCAGAUGGAUCAUCCAAUCCGCCUUCCAGCUUGUUCACUGUGGAUGGGAAGGACUCAGAAGAUGCUCAUUCACCUCUUGCUCCAAAGAAAACUCCAGGAAGAAAAAAAUCAACAUCAGUUGACACGGUUUCUGACACUGCUUCCUCAGAGGUGCGUGGGCCCCAGUCUUCUGUUCCAGUGUCCACUGCUAAAGAACGUGUACCUAAGAAAGGCAGACCUUCCGAGAAAGCAGCAGAGAUGGAGGAUGGAGAUAAGGAGAAGGAGAAACAAAGUGCGCCUAGCCAGCAAACAGCAAGCCUUCCAGGGCAGCCAGGCAGACCGCCGCUCCCUGUCUCUUCUCUUGGAUCAAUGCUGGCGCAAGCAGAGAAGCAGCCUGUGACUGACAAGCGAGUAGUUGGACUGCUGAAGAAGGCCAAAGCCCAGCUUUUCGAGAUAAAGAAGAGCAAGCUGAAACCUGCAGACCAGACCAAGGUCCAGGGUCAGGAGAGUGACUCGUCAGAAGCUUCAGUACGCGGACCACGCAUCAAGCAUGUAUGUCGUCGUGCAGCAGUGGCUCUGGGACGUAAUAGGGCAGUGUUUCCUGACGACAUGCCCACACUUAGUGCCUUGCCAUGGGAGGAGAGAGAGAAGAUCCUAUCUUCAAUGGGAAAUGAUGACAAGUCAUCAGUAGCUGGCUCAGAGGAAGCAGAGCCUCAGUCCCCUCCAAUAAAGCCACGCGAGACACGUCAGAAGGCCAUUCAAGAAGCUCCUCCUAAAAAGGGUCGUCGGUCUCGACGCUGUGGCCAGUGCUCGGGCUGCCAGGUUCCAGAGGAUUGCGGUGUCUGUACUAAUUGUCUCGACAAGCCUAAGUUUGGAGGACGAAACAUUAAAAAGCAGUGCUGCAAGAUAAGGAAGUGUCAGAACUUGCAGUGGAUGCCCUCAAAGAUGUUCCUUCAGAAGCAAGGCAAAGGCAAGAAGGACAAGAAAAAGAAGUCUGAGAAAAGGGAUGGUCUCAGUCUGGUUAAAGGACCAAACUCAGAGUCUGGCCUCAAACCUGCUCCCGUUCAACUGAAGGAGGAGUCUUCCCGCAAGAAGAGUGAAACGCCUCCUUUAAAGCUGGGAGACGAGAAGUCAAGACAGCAGCCUUCAUUAAAGCAAUCAUCUCCAGCCCGCGCAUUGUCACCUGCCUCAGUUGAAGAUCCUGAGGCCCCAGACACAGACGCAGUCACAGCCCAGGGUCUGUCUCCAACUGUGACUGAUAUCAAACAGCUCUCAGUCACAAGCAGUACCAGUGGAAAGAAGGGGCACAAACAUCAGCAACAUGUACCAGCAUCCUCCUCUUCGUCAUCGUCCUCUUCCAGUUCAUCGUCUUCUUCAUCCUCAUCAUCUUCCUCCUCAACAUCUUCGGCACAGAACUCCCCCUGCCAGUCUACACAGUCUCAUCAAGCAUCCCAGCAGCAACAGCGACCUCCUAAUAGUCAAGCACCUUCAAAAAAGGAAGCUUCUCCCAAGAUUACGCUGAACGAAGCCAAGAAGAAACUUCAGGAGCAGUCAUCCCAACAUCAGAGCUCACCCACAAAGAUUUCAGAUACAGCUGAAUCAAAAUUGUUAAAGAAGGCAACUUCUCGCACUGCUCCUCCAUCUGCUAAACAGAGACCAAAGGACAAGCCACUGACCACUAAACCCCCCAGCAGCAGUACUUUAAACUGGCUGAGCACUCCCUCGACUAGGGGCCAGGUGAAGUCCAGAGCGCCCUGCGACGGAGUGCAUCGAAUCAGAGUUGAUUUCAAGAGGGACCAUGAUGUGGAGAAGGUGUGGGAGGCUGGUGGCCUCAGCCUGCUCACCUCUGUGCCUGUUACACCCAGGGUGCUCUGCUUUUUAUGUGCAAGCAGCGGAAAUGUUGAGUUUGUCUUCUGCCAGGUAUGCUGUGAACCCUUCCAUCUUUUUUGCCUUGGGGAGUCAGAGCGUCCUCUCCAGGAGCAGUUCGAGAACUGGUGUUGUCGGCGAUGUCGAUUCUGCCAAGCUUGUGGGCGCCAGCAUCAGAAAACUAAACAGCAGCUGCUAGAGUGUGAUAAGUGCCGUAACAGCUAUCACCCGGAGUGCCUGGGUCCCAACCACCCCACCAGACCCACCAAGAAGAAAAGAGUCUGGGUUUGCACAAAGUGUGUGUGCUGUAAGAGUUGUGGAGCCACCAAACCUGGGAAGUCCUGGGAUGCCCAGUGGUCACAUGACUUCUCCAUGUGUCAUGACUGUGCCAAGCUCUUUGCUAAAGGGAACUUCUGCCCACUGUGUGAUAAGUGCUAUGAUGAUGAUGACUUUGACAGCAAGAUGAUGGAGUGUGCCCGUUGCAGCCAUUGGGUUCAUGCCAAGUGUGAGAAUCUGACAGAUGAAAUGUACGAGCUGCUGUCAAAGCUGCCAGAGAGUGUUGCCUACACUUGUACCAAAUGUACCGAACGCCAUCCGGCUGAGUGGAGGACAGCCGUGGAGAACGAGCUUCAGGGCAGCAUUCGCCAUGUCCUUACUGCACUGUUAAACUCACGCACAUCCACACACCUGCUACGUUACAGACAGGCGGUGAAGCCUCCAGAGCUAAAUCCAGAGACAGAGGAGAGUCUUCCAUCCCGUCGUUCACCAGAGGGUCCAGACCCUCCAAUCCUUACAGAAGCCACUGCCACUUCUUCUAGCGACUCCCCUCCAGACCUGGAGUCUGUUGAGAAAAAGAUGGAUCAGGGCCGCUACAACUCAGUGCUGGAGUUCAGUGACGAUGUAGCUCGAAUCAUUCAGAUGGCCAUCAACAACGACGGUGGUCAGCCGGAGAGCAAGAGAGCCAACAGCAUGGUCAAGUCUUUCUUCAUUCGACAAAUGGACCGAAUCUUCCCAUGGUUCAAAGUGAAAGAGUCGACGCUCUGGGAAAGACAAAAAGUCUCUGCCAACAGUGGGCUCCUCCCGAAUGCUGUACUGCCUCCUUCACUGGACCACAACUAUGCCCAGUGGCAGGAGAGACAAGAGCUUUCUCGCGCUGAACACCCCCACCUCAUGAAAAAGAUCAUCCCAGCUCCCCGACCCAAGACCCCCGGGGAACCAGAUUCUCCAGUUUCCCCUCCUCCAGUCCUUCCCACUUUACCCCCACCACCCCCACUCCUACCUGACUGUGAAGAAAGUCCAGAAGUUCCUCUUCCUCCAGGCGUUAGUGACAACAGGCAAUGUGUCCUGUGUCUGAAGUAUGGAGAUGAGAACACUAAUGAGGGUGGUAGGCUGCUGUACAUCGGCCAGAAUGAGUGGACCCAUGUGAACUGUGCCCUGUGGUCUGCAGAGGUGUUUGAGGAUGAUGAUGGCUCACUGAAGAAUGUUCACAUGGCUGUUCUCAGGGGAAAACAGCUGCGCUGUGAAAAGUGUCAAAAGCCAGGGGCCACAGUUAGAUGCUGUCUGACGUCCUGCACCAACACCUACCACUUUAUGUGCGCUCGCCACUGUCACUGCGUCUUCCUUGAGGACAAGAAAGUCUAUUGUACAAAGCACAGGGACCUCAUCAAAGGAGAAGUGGUGUCUGGGUUCGAAGUAACUCGCAGGAUCCUGGUGGAUCUGGAGGGAAUAAGUCUCAGGAGGAAGUGGCUGGCUGGACUUGAACCUGAAAAUGUUCAUAUGAUGAUUGGAUCCAUGACGAUUGAUUGUUUGGGGGUACUGACAGAGCUCUCCGACUGCAAACGCAAACUCUUCCCUGUAGGAUACCAGUGUUCAAGAGUGUACUGGAGUACCUUAGAUGCUCGAAAGCGCUGUGUGUAUACCUGUAGGAUUUUAGUUUGUCACCCUCCAGUGGUGGAGUCUGACCUGAAGAGCAUGAUGGCCCCAGAGGAAAACCACACAAUAGUGCACAGUCCACCUCCAAUAGCAGAUUUUCCUGAUCCAUUUGAAUCUCCAAGACGCUCCGACACGCUUUCCCCUGCUAACACACCCAAACUCAGGGUUUACACCAGAAAUCGACACCCCAGUUAUCCCCCUUGUCAGCGCUCACUCUGUCUGAGCCCCAUGCCCUCCCCAGGAGGCGUGUCUCAGCCCCAAAGCCAUGAAAUUGUGACAGUGGGAGAUUCCCUAGUGAACCCAGGCAUGCGUAGUAUUGACUCUCGCCGCCACAGCUCCCCUUCUCUCUCCCCUCCUUCCCAUCAGAUGAACAGACAGAGGGGGGUGACCUCGCCACCUCACAUUUUGCCACGACCCCUUACCUCACCCCCUCCUCUCAUUCCUUCCCCUGCAAGAGACCCUGAAAAGUCCAAACAUCUCAGCAAAGACUUGGCAAAGAUUGCCAUUCAUAAAGACGACGAAAGAUCUAGGGCGUUUUCCACUGACAGAAACCGACAGCAACCAUCUAGAGACCAAGUGAUGAGAGAUGCUGACAAGGGAAGAGUAAUCAGUCGGGACCAGGGUUCCAAUAAUUCUGAAAAGAAGAGAUCAUCCAGAGAACUUGGGCAAAAAGACUCUGACAAGGGUGAACAAGCAACCAAAGACCAAGAGAAGAAAAGAUCAUUGAGUAAAGACUCAGGUUUGCAAGACUAUGACAGGGGAAGAACCUUAAAAGAAUCAGAAAAGGGAAGACAAGUAAACAGAGACUCUGAAAAGGGGAGACUAGCAAGCAGAGAGUCAAGCAAUAGAGAAUCAGAUAAGAGCAAAUCAUCCUCUAGAGAUACUGGUUAUAAGGAAACGGAAAAAUCUGGGUCACUCAAUAGAGAUGUGGGGGUCAGGGACUCUGAGAAGCAUAGACACCACGGCAGGGAGACAGGAAAGGACUUAAGCCAAGGCAAGGACAAACCAUCUAGCAGAGACUCUGACAAGGGUAGACCUUUCUCUAGAGAUUCCAGUUAUAGAAGCACAGAAAGAAACAGGGAGUCUGGCUCAGGGAAGGACAGUAACCCUGGCACGCAGUCCAAACUGACUGGAGGUGAGAGUAAAAGCCUCAGACUGGCACCUGCAGGAUCAGGCCAGUCCUCCCCUCCUGUGGGCACUGCUGUUCUCACAAGUCAACAGCGAGGCGGUAGCAUGAGGCAGACUGCCAAGCACGCUAAGCACGGAGGCAAAGACCAUGAUUUUUCCGCAGGCCUAGGUUUGUUGCCCCGCCCACGGUCUACCCCUGCCUCCAACAUCAGCCAGCCUAAAGACAAGCCUAGCUCAGGGAAGGAGAGUAGUAGUGGCACUGGAAACAUAAUGCCAGCUUCACACCAUAAAGAUUCUGUUGUUAGGAAAUCCAGCUCCCCGCAGCCUUUUCAGAAAUUCAAAUCAAAUUCACGAAAGUCAAACGAUUACUCAUCAACCACAGCAGGAGCUUUAAAGCCUUCGUGGCCAUCGAGGACACCAGGAGAAGACAGUGUUGUCAAGCGGGGCUCGGUGCACAUGGCCUCCUCAGUUGCAGCUUCAGCUGCCAAAGACAAGCACCCCAAAGUUAAGACCGCAUGCAGAGAGGUAUAUAAUGACCGCGAAAGAGAGAAGACCCUCCAAAACAGCAACAGCAGCAACAAAAUUCCCCUUCUCAACAAUAACACAAAAGCUCUCUGCAGCUCCAACACGCAUCCUACAAACCCCGGUACUCACAACAGCAGCAACAGCAGCAACAGCAGCAAAGCUCCAGUGCUCGGACACAGCACCAAAACGCAAGCAAAGACUCAGGGGGAGAAGCAUGAGAACCAAGGGGACAGGUCCUCCUCAAAGAGCAGAGAAAAUUAUUCCUGUCCUGAGAGAAAAAAUAUCUCCAAUCUGGACAAUUUAUCACAUCUGCAGCAGGCUGGUUUAGUACCAGAGAAAGUAAAGACUCUCACUUCUCACACCAAACAAGCAAGUAACCAGCUGUCGGUGUCCUCCAGAGAGAAAAAGAGAUCUGUUAAAUCCCCCACUGUGACUCCACUCAAGAGUGAUGUCAAGACUGACCCUAAUGGAACCAGCACUGUUGGUGGUAUCUCUUCUUCCUCUUGUCCCGCAUCCACUACCUCCACUGUUACUACUGUUGGCCAGGGAACUCGCCUCCCUGCCCACUCCACUCUCUGCUCAUCACUCUCUGCCAGCAGCAGCGACAGCUCCGAAUCCGACACUCAGACUCAGACGGAGGAUGACGAUUUACACAAGGACUCACACAGUGAACUCAGAAGUCACCAUGGCCUCCUCACUCAACGCACUGAGGACGACGACGAUGGCGCAGAUGACCAUGACAGAGGUAGUGAUGACAAACAUCACGAGGACGACAGUGACGGCUCAGGGUCCGCCAAGCGCCGCUACCCUCGGCGCAGUGCCCGCGCUCGCUCCAACAUGUUUUUUGGCCUCACUCCUUUCUAUGGGGUUCGCUCAUAUGGUGAAGAGGACCUUGCCUUCUACAGCAGUGGAGAUGCUGCCGGAGCAAUGGUAAAGAGGAAACAUGGGGGCCGCAAGAAGUCAGCUGAGGGACAAGUGGAUGGAGCAGACGAUAUGAGCACCUCCUCUUCAUCAGGGGACAGUGGAGAGGAUGAAGACAGUGGAUUAAAGCCGAGAGGGAAAGAUCCUUACUAUUACAACUUCACGCGAACUAUAAUAAAUCCAGGAGACGGCCUUCCAUCCAUAGAAGGGAUAGACCAAUGUCUUGGACGGGGCUCCCAGCUCCAGCGCUUUCUAAAAGAUGAAGAGCAGCAGCAAAACAGGGCUCAAGGAAAGGCUGAGGAGGACCUACUAAGUGCUUUAACCUUAGGGAAGCAGCAUAUUGGACAGCUUGAUGGCAUUGAUGAUGGCUCUGAAAGCGAUACCAGCAUCUGCACCACCAGCACCACAACCACUAGGGCCACAUCCUCUUCCGCCCCACAUAAGAGCACUCCCAAGAGAAGGGGCAGAGAAAGGCACACAGAGAAACCUGACUCUCACGACACCAGCAAAGAGGCUGACAGCAGUGGUGGAGCAGUGAGCGGCAACACGCGGGAAAGCAGAAAGAACCAGAAAGAAAACUGUCUUCCUCUAGGAAGCGGCGUCAAAACGAGUCAGGAUCCUUUGGAGGCCCAGCUGUCCCUCAGCACAGACCUGCUUAAGUCAGAUUCGGACAACAACAACAGUGAUGAUUGUGGGAACAUUUUGCCAUCAGACAUCAUGGAGUUUGUUCUGAACACACCUUCUAUGUCAAUGCAGGCACUUAGCCAGCAGUCUGAGCCUUCCUCUUCAGAACUUUUGCUGGAUGAGAGUUAUGUUGGAGUGGAUGUCAACCGGCGGAAAGACAUUCUGUUUGAAGACUAUCCCCAGCCACUAUCCAGUACGGAUAGUGGAGGUGUGGUGGAGGGUAGUGUGAAUAGCUCCAUAUCUGUAGAGGAGCCAUAUCUUCCACUGGAGCUGCCGUCUGACCUCUCUGUCCUCACUACACGACCUGCUGUCAGCACCGGUCAGAACCAUGCAGGUGGUAGUCUCAUCUCAGAUACCUCAGAACGUACCAUGCUAGGCUUGACCUCUGACCCCGACACUAUCAGGGGAGAAAAGAGUAGGAACAAAAAGAGAGCAGGAUCAGGCGUUUCAGCAUCUGACAGUCAGCACGAUGCUACGGCUCUGGGAAACAAUCAGGAUGUUUCCAGGAGUUCAGGUACCCCUGGUCUGCCAAGUUCUCCGUCUCUGCCCCUUCAGGGUCAGAAGUACCUUCCAGCAUCAGCAGCUGCUGCAGCUGCAGGCAGCCCUAGUCCAGUCCCUGGACCUGGACCAUCCCAGGCUCAGGUUUCCAGCCCAGCUGUCAUCAAACCAGGUCCGGACAAGCUUAUUGUAGUUAAUCAGCAGUUCCAGCCACUGUAUGUUCUUCAGACUGUCCCUAAUGGUGUCACUCAAAAGAUUAGUGCCACUGGAGUGAUGGACACUACCUCUCCUGCAGUGCUAAGCUCUAUGACGCUUGCCACAGGGUUGAAUACUGGUUUGUCCACAGCCCAGCCAAUAUUUCCUGCAGGUGGCAAAGUCUUGGGCACGAUGCCUCACCCCUCUCAGAUCCACACCUUUACAGGAGCAGCACAGGCUGGCUUCCAGGCAGGAAUUCCCAGCACCACCUCAGGGCUUCUUAUCGGUUUGUCCUCUCAGCCCCACGAUCAAUCCCAGAUUCUGGUCUCAGAAGCUGGUCGACCUCACGAGUUGGGUCAUAGCGUUGCUAUAGUGUCGAGUCCCUCCUCCCUCACGUCCUCUCCUGCUGUUCUCGCCUCUGCUCCUGGCAGGAAGAGGCCCAUCUCUCGUCUUCAGCCAAAAAAAAGCAAAAAGUUGGCCCGCUCUCGUAGUCAGCCUACUCUGGCUCCAUCUGAAGUCGGCCCUCCUAAUAUGACCCUCAUCAACCUGUCGUCUUCUCCGAUUACUGCUGGUAUUCCUGGGCAACCUGGGAGCUUGGUUGAGCUAAGCACUCUCUCCACAUCUCAGCGCAAAGUUCCAAAUAUUAUCAAAAGACAAAAAUCCGGUGGGGUAAUGUACUUGGAUCCCACUACUCUCCUUCAGCAGAGGAUUCCUGGUCCCUCUCAGCCCGGUAUCCUGGGUCACGAUUCCUCAACACAUCUUCUUCCUUGCACAGUCUCUGGUCUUAACCCCAGUCAGUCUGUGUUGAAUGUUGUGUCUGUGCCCCCUAGUGGUGCUACUGGCAUUCUUGCACCAGGAUCAGUAUCACUCUCUACCCCUGUGCUCGGCUCUACUGAGAUAACGGGACCAAUCAGCAACCUCCUGUUUAAAGCGAGUCCACACAGCUUGGGCCUGUCAGAUCAGCCCGUGGUCCUUCAGUCAGCAGGAGGAGCUCCUCUGAUGUCACAGCUGAGCACCCCCGUGCAGACGUCAAUAGCCAGUAGCAUCUGCGUCCUACCCUCCCAACAGACUAUAAGCAUGGCUGUCAACCAGCAAGUAGAAACAGAUGGAAGUAACGUCCAGUUACAGCAUCAGAUCCAGCCUCAUAACAGACCUAAAACUAUGGAUUCCAGUCAAAAUGCUACUGUUACCUUAGCCCCCGCCCCUUCCACAACUCUAAGCCCAGCCAAGGGACACGUUGUUGGAGUAUUCACUCAGAAACAAACCUCUGUGCACUGCCAGAGCAGCAGAACAAUGCCUAUUUCCAGAUCCUCGGAGCAAAAGACGUCCUACUCUGCUACAUUAUUGCCAGCCUCAUUUGCACUUUCAGGAGUGGAAAAGGCCAAACAGAAGACGAAGAGAAGUAGGCAGAGUCCAGACAUAACCAGCGGGAAGAAGCUUAAGGCUUCUCAGGCAGACGAGCACCACGGCAACCCUGCAGGACGGCACCCAUCAAACCCAAGGUCCAAAGAGCUUAACUUACCUGAACCCAUGGAUACUGGCAAGCCAGCAGAUAAGGCAACCAACAAAAGUAAUAAGAAGACGCAGGAAGGUCUCUUUUUACCUGGGAAGAAGGUGGGGAAAGACAAACCAUCUGCACCUGGAGGAGCAGGGUCUCUUCCUGUAACUUUACUACCUGACCAGGAUGGCAACAGCAUGGAUAACGGCCUGGAUAGCAAACCCAAGAAAGGCAUCAUCUUUGAAAUCUGCAGCGAGGAUGGCUUCCACAUCCGCUGCGAAAGUAUUGAGGAAGCUUGGAAGUCCUUGACUGAUAAGGUGCAGGAAGCUCGCUCCAAUGCACGACUCAAGGAGCUCUGUUUUGAAGGUGUGAAUGGACUGAAGAUGCUGGGAGUCGUUCAUGAGGCCGUGGUCUUCCUGCUGGAGCAGCUGUAUGGCUCCAGACACUGUAGAAGCUACCACUUCCGCUUCCACAAACCAGAGGAAACAGACGACCCCCCCAUUAAUCCCCAUGGAUCGGCUCGUGCAGAGGUCCACCACAGGAGAUCUGUAUUUGAUAUGUUUAAUUUCUUGGCCUCAAAACAUCGCCAGCCUCCCGAGUACAGGCCACAGGAAGAAGAUGAUGAGGAAGGACAACUGAGAACUGCCAGGCGACCGUCCAUGGAGCUGCCACUGGCUGUAAGGUUCAAAAACCUCAAGGCCACUUCCAAGGAAACUGUUGGCGUCUACAGGUCUCCUAUUCAUGGCCGAGGUCUGUUCUGCAAGAAAACCAUUGAUCCUGGGGAAAUGGUAAUUGAAUACUCUGGAAACGUCAUUCGGUCUGUGCUCACUGACAAACGAGAGAAAUAUUAUGAUGGAAAGGGGAUUGGCUGUUACAUGUUCCGCAUCGAUGACUACGAGGUGGUGGACGCCACGGUGCAUGGCAACGCUGCCCGCUUCAUCAACCACUCCUGCGAGCCCAACUGCUACUCUCGGGUGAUCACAGUGGACGGCCAGAAGCACAUUGUCAUCUUUGCCUCUCGGCGCAUCUACUGUGGCGAGGAGCUCACCUACGACUACAAGUUCCCCAUCGAGGACGCCAGCCACAAGUUGCCCUGCAACUGUGGCGCAAAGAAGUGUCGCAAGUUCCUCAACUGAAGCCUGUGUCUAAAUAAGAGGAGUGCAGGUCUGUUCAACAGCAGUGCCACGGUGUUCCGAGCACACCCCAGCUGGCAGGUCGCGGUGGCUCAGCGCCAGUCGCUCUCGGUUGGGUCCGCGUAGGACCAGAUAUGCCAACGGGACUCAUGCUCUCUCAGUGUUGCUGCUGGUGCUGGCAGAACGCAGAAGAGACCGCUUUUGUGAGUUGCAUUGAUUAUGCAGAAAAGGCCAUUUGGAGGAGGGGCCAUUUGUAGAAAUUACAGCAUAUUGUGCCUCUUUAUGUGUCAUUUACAUUUGGCAUGGGAAUUUUCACCCUAAGAGGUGAAUGAUGUGAGUUCUUUAGCCUUCACAGCAUUGCAAUAUCAGCUUUUAUUUACAUUUUGGUGAUUCAUAUUCGUUUUACAUUGGCCCAUCCUCCUUAAAUCUAAAUGAUUCAAAAAUGCUGAGAAGUGAACGUAGAAGGAAAAAAAAAAUCAAAGGUUCAAUUUUACACCAAAGUGCAAUUUGUUGAAGGGACUUGGAACAACGUUAAUUUUACUAAAUAGCUAAAUGGAAAACUUUGUUAGAAUUUCUUUUUAUAAUCUCAGUGUCAGUUGUUGAUGCACCUUGUCUGAAUGUGCCCUGAUGCGUUCAGGGGCAUUGUGAUUAUUGAACCUUCCCCUAGCUGGCUUUUUGAGAAGCUCGGAGGCGUGUACAUCUGAUGCUGUAAAUAGGAGGUGUUCAGGUGGAAACACUAGGGGGAGCAGUGGCCACAGAGAAGAAGAGAGGAAGGAAGACAAGGCGGUAGCAGUGUAGAUUUUUUCGGGGUCAUUCGUGUAAAGGGUGAUGUUUGAGGUUGAUACCAGUCGUACUUAAACAGACCGUUAGUCUGACAGCUUGGUAGCUAUGUACACUUGUUGGGGUCUAGCCUCUGGCCUGAGAGUGCGAGGCAGCUAGAGAUUCUGGUGGACUGACAGCCAAGGGACUGGAGAACCCUACUGAUGUGCUUUAGUAGACAUAUUUAUAAUUGAUUUUUUGGGGGGGGGAUUUUACUGAGAUUUACAGGCGUGUUGCACGUUUGUGCAUGCUGUUGUUGUUAUAAGACUUGUUCUUGGAAAUUAAAUAAGCUCGAACUUUUGACUCGCGUUCCAAAUUACAGCAGCAGAGACAACCAAACAUCACACCCUUAAAUUGAGUUGUCACACAGCUUGUGUUCUUUAUAGCCUGUUGUGAUAACCGUUACUAUGGAAAAUGUUUUUUAUUUGUAUUAAGUCUGUUAUGUGUCUUUUUAUUAUGGACAAGAAUAUUAUGCUAAAAUCAAAUGUAAAUAAUGUAUAUUUUUCUACAAAAAAACUCAAAAAGCACUCACUAGUGGAUAGCACUUAAUGAUGUAUUUAUAUUUUUAAAAAAAUCGUAUUUAUUUUAUUGCAUUUUUGUAGGAAAUAGAGGUUUACAAACACUAAUGCUCGGGCUCUAUGUUUUGUAUUCCGCUGCCUUUUCAACGUUGUUUUUGUCGUAAUAUUAUUUUUUCUCUCUUAAUUUGUAGCCUGAAUGUUUUCUUUGAUUCCAAAGACUGACGCUGGUCUGUGGCUUAGUCCCCCAUUACUUCAGUCCACCAGUAGCUCUUUAUUUAUCCCAGGCCGUUUGGUCAGAGCUGACAGCUUCUUUCAUUGUUCAGUAUGGCAGUCAUGUGAACUACUAUUAUGCACUUGAGAGUUUAGCCUUAUCGUCUCCACACCACAUCACACCGAGGAAUCAAGUCCACUCACCGGCUUUUAUCGAGGCGGUCUCACCACAUGACGCGGUUUGGAUUCGCACACUAUUUGACGGCGGGUCACAUCCCAUCGGUUCACGGGCUCGGCCUAAGACAAAGAGGUGCCUUUAUGUUAACACCACCGGUUCUCAUACCUUGUUUGAGCGUCUCAUCCGUGCUCGCCAGCAUUUGCGUUUUCAUUCAGUCUGCUGGUGGUCGGCUGUAGUAAUAAAUGAGGACACCUCUCCUCCCUCACAUGCCUUCUCCCCCUGAACAUUUAAUUAGACUGUUGAAACUGACAGUGCAACUGAGACCACGUUGCCCCAGUUUUAAUUCGUUUCUCCGUUCAUACUGACUUUGUUGUUAUUACCUUAAGGCCGUUAGCGGUUGCUCCCGUGCUGCCCCCUCUUUGACUCACACAUGGUUUGCACUUUAGCUGUGACACAGGCACUGAAACAGACACAGACAAACGACAGCUCUUUCUCCAGGCAGAUAAUGCAACUCCAAUGCUGAAAUCACAACCAUCAAGACUUUGAGUUUGUGCAUUAGGCCCUCAGUUCAGUCAAACCAGAGUUGGUCUCGAGGACUCUUGAAAGUGGUGUUUGAGGCUCUAGUAAAGUGCACUUGACUCUUUUCUGCAACAAAGUGAAGGCAGGGACCACACCAGCAGCCCUUUCCUUCCUGAAGGUGCAGCGUGUACCACCCUCGGCUGUACCUUUCCAUUUAGGGCCCGAGAUCAGGUCUUGAGGCCCCACCAAUUUAACUGACAGCCCGGCCCUGCGGUCGUACAGCUGCACCUAUACUGGGCUCGCUGGGUUCUGCUGCUAAGGUCAACAAUGAAUGUAUAAUCCUCCUCCACAUCACCGGGCUUGACGUGAUGAUGUUGAUACCUUGUCAGCUACAUUUGUUUUCAGUUGUUGUCUCAGUAGAUAUGGAAGACGUGCAGGCAGCAGCGCCGCGCACACAAUACAGACGUGUGAACAGCGGCGGCAUUUGUGUGUGAGGGACGGCAGGUUUUUACCGGAUUAGCUCCAACGGUUCACGCUAGCAUCGGCGACAACACAUUUGCUGGUGCCAAGGGCUCUGUCUACGACCCACUUCUCCAGAUCCACUUCCGCGAAUUCAGGGUCGAAAGGUUCAGUCAACAGUCAGUCGUUUAUUUUAAGGCAUUUAACAGCAUAUACAAUACGAAAAUGGUCUCUGUUGUUUCUUUGGACUUCGUUGUACCACGCCACACCAGUGGCCCUUCUCCGUCAUCAUCUGUAAUUAUAGUAUAAAUACAUAACAAUAUUAUACGGAAUCAUGCAUAGUAAUUUCUUGUACUUUAGUAUCUAUACAAUAUAUGGAAUGGACAGACAAACUUAGUUACAGUAGCAAAACAGCAGAUUUAUAAUGGUUAAUAGCAAUGUUUCAGUGUACUCUAUAAUGGUUUUGUGUUACAGUACUAUCAGAUGAAACUAACGUGCAUCAUUCUUUUGUAUAUUGAUAUCCAGUACCAAUUUUGCUGUGCCUGUGAGUGUUCCUUCACCAGCAAGGAGCACUGCAGUUCUUCGUUUGUUUGGUUUUUUUUUUUUGUUUUGUUUUUUUACUUUCUUUCUGGGAAGGAACGGUUUUUAUGUGAUGACAAAUGUAACUGUAUUAAUGUGGUUGUGAACUUCUUGAGGUCAGCCAUUUUCUUUUUUCCUCCUGGUUGUUGUAGUGAAUGUUUUUUCUGUUUUACGUUCUAACAGGGACUUUUUUAGACAGCUUACUUGAUGUGGUGAAAAAUAAAGAGUUUGGUUUGUGGAGACCGAUUGGGGAGUUUUAAAGGCGGCGCCAAAAUGGCAUACUUCAUGUCUCCCUCAUCACCAAUCUCUCCUCCGAAGCUUUGGUUGUACUUAUCCUGUACUGUUUUUAUAGAAAGUCAUAAUGCUGAUGUUGAAAACGUUUAAUUUAUUUAUUUUGUGCAACAUCCACCCUGGGUUGUUCUUUUCACAAGUCAAGGUUUGGGAGCGGCUCGACGAGUUCUUAAGUAUUUGUAAUUUUCUAAUUGUUUCUUGUGUAUCAAAGUUAUCGGCCUAUGAUGGGAGGUGGUGUCACAGAGCGAGCGGACGAGCUAAUUGAGGGAUCACGCAUCAAGAACAGGCUUGUUUUCUUAUGCCUUGAAUAUACCUUUGUCUUAUCAAUAUUUCUCCUGCUCUCUGUAAUAACGGUAUCCAUGAGUUCAACAGUCAUAUUUUCGACAGUGUUCUUUCAACACAUCAACGAAAUGAAGGAAACCACCACAGUGAAAAUAAACCACAAACUACUUGGUUGAAUGUAUAAUUAGGAAACAAAGUUGUACAUACGUGUAAAAAGAAAAAUUUCUAAUCAUGUUUAUUUUCUAUGCACAUUUUUUAUUUAAGUGAUAGUUUAAAUAAUAAACAUGUCUCCUUUACUCUG
Molecule: messenger RNA, 17764 nt
Organism: Betta splendens (Siamese fighting fish)
Lineage: Eukaryota; Metazoa; Chordata; Actinopteri; Anabantiformes; Osphronemidae
Gene: kmt2a
Product: lysine (K)-specific methyltransferase 2A
Exons: 34
Coding region: 58-13611 (4517 amino acids)
Biological process (GO): positive regulation of DNA-templated transcription
Cellular component (GO): histone methyltransferase complex; nucleus
Molecular function (GO): protein binding; DNA binding; zinc ion binding
Source: RefSeq, a predicted model, not a curated record